AUGGGUAAAAGAUUUAGUGAAUCUAUGGAUAAAAAGAUUGCUGGUCAAGCAAGAAAGAGAGAGCAAGAAAAAGAGAAAUUGAGAGCUGAAGAACGAAAGCUUGAAUCUAUGGAAGCUGAGAAAUGGGAACAAGGUUCCAAGAAGGCCUCCAGGAAACAAUUGGAGGAAGAAGAGAAGAAGAAGGAGAAGUUAAGAUUGAAGCUAGCUCGUGAAGUUCAAAUGCAAGAAGAAGACGAAAUCCUGGGCAAAGGUGGUAAAGGACCAGGUAGCACAAAAGCAGGUAAACAAAAGAAAAGAGCCAGUCAUCAUUGA
Molecule: messenger RNA, 312 nt
Organism: Maudiozyma barnettii
Lineage: Eukaryota; Fungi; Ascomycota; Saccharomycetes; Saccharomycetales; Saccharomycetaceae
Gene: LSO2
Product: Lso2p
Exons: 1
Coding region: 1-312 (103 amino acids)
Source: RefSeq, a predicted model, not a curated record